AUGCCUAAUGUCGAUCGCUCCCUAUGGGUAGAGGAUCGUUACGCAUUGCGCUGCCGGGGCUGUGGUGAAAAGUUCACCCUCUUCCGUCGCCGCCAUCAUUGCCGAUCGUGCGGUCAGGUAUUCUGCUCUGCCUGUCUAUUCCAACUCAACACCCGGGGGCGAUCCUUUUCGAACUCCCUCACCGCCACCCUCAACGUUUUUGAGGAGCAAGAGCGGCCGCACCAACUGCGGGAUCGGGUCUGCAAACGAUGCGCGACGCAUCCGACGCGCACCUCCGUCGAGUUAAACGCCGAUUCCCCCCUCCCGCAAGUCCAACCCGCCGACGACUCCAGACAAGGGAACUUUUCGUCCCCUUCGGCGAGCUCAACUGCGGUGAAAACCCCGGGAUCGACCCACCGGUCCCCGGACCCCUCGCAGUGCAUCCUCCACGAGGUGGCCCAGGCGGGAAAACGACCUUCGAGUUUUCAAUACGAAUGCCUCGACGCCUCGCUGGAGCACGCAUGGCUCGAGGACAUUGAGGGGCCCGCGCAAAGUCCGAAACGGCAUCCCCAACAACAACAACAACAACAACCCCCUAUGGUGCCCCUACAUCACCCAGAAACGGACGAAGAAAAGUCCAUUUCGUACACAAUGAAUCGACUGCAGCCGCGUUACCAUAAUAGCUUACAGGAAUGGCUUGAAAAACAAUUGCAUGACAUUGAUCUCGCUAGAUCGACAUCCGAGACCGAUGCUCUGCGUUUAUCCUCCUCACAAUGUGCUCAUUCGAGCCUCACGGGCGACCCUAUCGUUAUACCUGCCCGGAAAGGGAAGGAUGCUACCGGUCUUGUCCUUUCCUUUGCGGAGCCCCUUUUGCUUUCAUCAAGUUCCCCCUCCGCAGCGAAUAAAAUGAUCGCGGAUUUGUCAGACUCCCCUUGUACGCCGAAUAAGACCAACAUCCCUCACCAUAUCGCGCAGGCGCAGGCCCUAGAUAACUUUCUGUCUGAUCCUACCACACAGGAGUGCUUUGCCCUACACUGGCUGAGGCGUGCACUAAGCAACCCCACAUUUACCGAAAUCUUGAAGCCGUGCGUUAAGGAAAAUAUGACGGGGAACAGUGAGGACGACUACCCAUCCAAUUCAGCCUUGUGGGCGACGCCUUGGCUGCAGGCGAUUUACACCACCACAGCGCGGGUUCUUCGCAAAACCGUGGUCACGUUGGGCGGGCACAUCCACCACCACGUCGAGAUCGUCGCGUUGUACUCACAUGCCAGCGAACCCAAAACAAACGCGCGAGACCAUUCCCAGGACUUCUACCAAAUUGAUAUCGUCCCCGGCGUUGCCUUCAAACGCUCGCUUGUUUCGAAACGAAUGCCGUCCUACUGGGUCCACCCGCGAAUUCUUUUCCUCGGGGGCCACGUCUCGUACAAGAUGAAAUCCCUGAGCUUCGGCGAGUAUGUGGAUUCCUACCAAGGCCACCUGGACAAGCUCUUCCAUCGCAUUCAAGUAUGGGCCCCGCAGGUGAUUGUGGUGGAGGGGAGCAUGCACCACUACCUGCAGACCUGCGUGGCCAACACGGGUGUGAUGAGUUUGGUCCUCAACGUCGGCCCCUCCCUCCUCACGCGGCUGGCCUCCUGUUGUGGGGCGACGUUGGUGUAUGAUUUGGACUACAUCACGGUAUCCGACCUGCGUGAUGAGAAGACGCCCCUAGGGACGUGCGGCGUCUUUCGCAUGGUGGCGGUGAGGGAAACGGCCGCCUCGUUGUGCGUGUUUGAGCAGCUCCCGAAGAAGAUGGUGUCGACGGUGGUCCUGCAAGGGCCCCAGCCGGACACCACCACGGGUCCGCAGGAUUAUCAGAUCAAGGCAUGGCUGCGGGAGGGUCUUGCCACCGCGUAUCACGUGUUAUUGCAAGCCUGCAGCCUCCGGGAUUUCGGGAUGGCGAUGAGGGCGCCAAACGACCAGUUAAGUGAGGUGUGGUGCGAUAAAUCCACACGAAGCAUCCAAUUUACUGACUUUCAGAACCUAUACAAUUUAUUGAAGGCUCAGGAAGGAUGUGCUGAACUUUCCAUAAACUAUGGAGUACGUUUGGGGGAUGAUGUGAUGCGCUUGCUUCAUAGCAAGACAUGGGCGGUUGAGGUGUAUCAUCGUCUGCGGGAUCAGAUCCACGUUCAGUGCAUCGCACUUGAGACGUUGCGUUCCGAGCCACUCUCUUUAUUAACCACCGGUGGGAAACCAGGCGAGGCGAAUCCCAUACCGUUGUCCAGCAGUGAUGUUCAGGUGUCCACUGCAGCCGCAUUGACAAAGAGCCUCCAUGCACAAAUGCAGGAGACCUAUGUAUUUUAUCAAAAGGAAAGUGAUCAGACCGUAUUAGCGUUUUUAGUCGCGCACUCGAAGGAGCGACUGGGGUCGCACAGGAUGAUGGGGCAUGCGGAGCAUCAAAUCUUGGUUUCAACCUGCAGCGCCCCCGAGGCUUUUCAGACGUCGAGGCCAGAGGACGAGUCUCUGCAAGCCUUUCUGGAGAUUCAAAGCCAAUCCCUGAUGUUUAGGCUCAACGAGGACGAAAAGAAUAGCCUAUUCCGACCGAUCUGGGAUAUGGUGAGCUACUUUGUGAAGCCGCCGGGUUGCUAUGUGGAGUGUCCUUUUUGCAACGACCCGGCGCGAGAAACCGAGCAGGAUCAGCCGCCUGGUGAGCUGCGUUUUCUAUCGCCGCAUGCGUUGAACCUGUCGAUCGGCGCCUUCCUCGAGCUUCUGUUUUACGCCCACACCUCCCUGCGGCAUGGACCUUGCACCCAUGCACUGAAUAAAAAAUUUGCCGUUUGUUUUGUAUGCUACCCGCCCAUAUCUCGCCCGGCGGUGUUGAUUCGCUUGGAUGUCAAGCCGUUGAUGGUCUAUCGUCUGCGCCCUCCAUGUGGUGCCCUGGAAUGGAAGGAAGCGGCAUCCCAUCCGACGCCGUCGUCUUCCGCGGCGCGGGAGGAAAGGGAUCGGCUGUGGGAUGCCGACCUUUCCAGGGUUCAGUCCGCGCUUUUAAACGGCGUCGAGGACGUGGUGGAGGCGAGCUCGCAAGAGCGGGAGCCCUCAGUCCCCUCCACCCAUGCGCCCCUUUCCGAGUUAAAUAGCCCAACCGUCGUCCUUCCCCGGCGGACGCCCACCCCUCUCCCGCGGGUUGAGGACCAUGAGGGGUGGUGGAGCCCGGCCGACCGAUUGGGCCUUCGCGCGGACGAGCCCACGAGUUUUCUCCGCAUCGCCCUCACACGUCUCUACGGGGUUGGGGAAGUGGAGGGGGGCGGCCCUUUCACCUUCCCGAAAACCACCCACGACGCCUACCAAGUCUUUGAUGACGCUGCCAAUAUGGGGAAAUCAUCGGAAAUCGACAACCAGGCCAUCCGGCACCGCAUCACGCUCAGCGAUUUGACUUCCGCGUCGGGCGAGGUGAUUGGGUCGGCCACCGUUGACGUCUUUUAUCCUACCCCCUUCGCGGCCCUCCAGUUCUUGUUUUUCCAAACCGUCCCCGAGAAGUCGGUGCUGCGAUCGCUCGCGCGGUGCAGCAUGGAGCGCCUGCAGGGGGGCAAGUCGAGCGCGAAGUUCUACCGCACCUGGGAUGGGCUCCUGCUCAAGCGGAUCAAGUGGAUGGAGAUGAAGCACUUCGUGAUGGCGUGGGGGCCUGAAUACUUCCGACAUAUGGCGCGUUGCUUCUCCUGUCAGCACUGUAAAGACGACCCCAAGGCCGGGGAAGGGGCAUCCGCGCAGCUCCAAAAUUCCGCUGGCGUUUUUUUGGUGAAAAUCUUAGGUCUUUAUGCGGUCCAAAUCACGCGUAGAAAUAACACACAGGAUGGCAACUACACGAGCACGGUUGAGGAGAUUCAGUACUAUGUGCUUAUGGAGAACCUCACUUUGCGCAAGGGUGUGCACGUCGACCUGACGUUUGAUCUGAAAGGCAGCCAGCGCAAUCGAACCGCACCGGAGGGUUCAAGCGUGAAGCUAGAUGUGGACCUCGUUGAGCAGAUUCGAAAUGGACGCUUUUUGUUCUGCUCGAGCGCGCAAAAAUACAUGAUAAUGGCAACCCUCCGCCGUGAUACCCAAGUUUUAAGCAACUCUGCUAUUAUGGACUACUCCCUCCUGGUAGCGCUUGACGUUUCGCACGGUGAAAUUUUCCUCGGUCUGAUUGACUUUUUGCACCCCUACACGAGUGCCAAGCUGCUGGAAUCAAGAGUGAAGUCGGGCAUCGACACUGUGCUGGGAUAUUCUGGGAGAGAUCCAACCAUCAUCGGACCGUUGGACUACAAAGAGCGGUUCCUGAGGUAUAUGAAUCUCUACUUCUGUGGGAUUCCAAAUAAACUGCACCCACUCAUUGAAGAAAUGGCUCAGGAUGAGGAACGAAAGGCGACCCGUGACGCCGAAGACACACAAGAUUCGAAACGGUGA
This is a messenger RNA of Phytomonas sp. Hart1, 4398 nucleotides long. Lineage: Eukaryota; Euglenozoa; Kinetoplastea; Trypanosomatida; Trypanosomatidae. The record is from the annotation of a GenBank genome assembly.